UCCAACGCCAAUGUGUACACGGGACCUUGGGUUUUCGUCUCAUCUGAGCGGCUAUGUGUUGUCCCUUGCCAAGCCCAUGCAGGAAAAUCCAGAUGAACUUUCUCGUUCAACACCGGGAUUGACAAAUAUUUAUAAAAUACCAAGAAGGGGGAUCUUGAACUUACAAUGAAGACCAUAAUGAAGAAAAGGAUCUUGAACUUACAAAAAGACCAUGUGUUGUAUCGACAAUACUCGUAUUGUUCAAUAAGUCGAUUAUUUUACUGUUAACUGUACAACUGUUUAAACCUAUUUCUACUUAUAGAGACAACCUUCCACGGCCAUAUCACUGUUAUAAACCUACUUCUACUUACAGUCAUAGAGACAAUCUUCCACGGAUACAUCAUACAACCAAUGGAAUCCUGGACAGCUCGGGUUCAGAGCACACUAGGAAGAGAUGAUAUACGAUAUUCCGUAUAAGACAACAAACACUCUUAAAACGGUUCAAGGAGAUAACCCUCCACGGCUACAUCAUACAACAAUUGGCUCCCCUGACAGUAGAACCACUAUACAGUGCUCAGGGUUAGAAUAUACUAGAAAGUUACAAUGUGGUAGAUGAUAUAAGAUGUUCCGGACAAAACAACAAUCUAAGAACAGUUUAAAGAGAUAAUCCGAAAGUUAGAAUUAUAAAGUUUUCUAUGUUACUUGUAGAAUCAAUAUGACUGCCAUGCGUGGCUUGUUUAUCAAACAAUGAUCAAUAUCAUUUUCACGCCUGGUACUAAAAUUGCUGUCUUUGUUUAACUGAAAACUGGAUUGAAUUCAAUUUGUGUGAUUUUUAUGUAUUCAGCAAUAGAACAAGUUGAAUCAUGGUUGAUUUGUUGAUAUUUGUGAUAUUGUCGAUUUAAUUUGCUUGUAGAAAACAUAUCGAAAUAAUUUGUGAUUUUGUCGAUUUGAUUUCUUUAUGGAAUACAUCUCGAAACUUAUUUGGUUUUUUUUGACGCUGUCAUUCUUUGUACGUUCAUGCAUGAGUCGACUAGUAUUCUGAACUUCAGUGUUGUCUGAAGUUAGCUAAACAAUGGCCAGAUGGUCGAUGAGACACCGCCGUAAGAUGAAACGUAUAACUAUUAUCGGCGUAUCGAUGUUUAUAUUCAUUACGUUAGAUAUACCACACAAGCUUACAUCAUUUUUACAAGGGGGGCAACUCAACGAACAUCCGGUACCGGAAGUACGUCGUGACGUUCCACCCCACGUGUGGAGGCUUUACGAUCUAGACGGGAUUCCUACUCGCGCUGCUGGGGACGGUAAUAACAAUGAUAUCCAAACAAGUAUACGUGAUGAAACCUUACACGAUGUUCUCCGAAUGAAACGUGUCAGACACAGGGAUGUAAAUUUUCCUCUGGAUGAAUUAGACGAUCGAGACCAAGCCAAAGCACGGAAGAUUGAUUCAGAUUUAAAACAUGAAAAGCAAUUGCUGCUUGACGAUCGCUUGGACGGCGAUGCUCAGGGCGUUGGGGUGGUAAUUGAAGGAGAGCUGCCAGACAGAAAUACGGUCCCUAAUCACCAUGGCAACGUGUCGCCAAUAAUACCGAACGAAGGAGAUAAUAGUAUGGAUGAUAAUAUAGCAGCGAUGGCGGUUGGCGCCGAUAAUAGUGAUUUGAAAGCACGCGAUAAAGUUCUUCCCAUGCCGGACAUUCAAAACCAGGGUAAGCUGGUCGAGGCUGGUAACCAUGGCAAUCCUCAUGUAUCAGAACAAAAUAGAGAAAUAUUUAUAAAUUCUAAUAACCGUAUUCUUAAAAUAAACACCAGUAAAAGAAAUCCUCGCCUAAAUGAUAUUUUACCACCCUUGCCUGAUUUAGCAGAUGAACAUAUGGAUAGGCAUGUCGCUGACCUGAACAGCCUCCAAGAUGCUGGAAAUGGAAAAGCUGAUACUAUUCGCGAUGGCAAAAUUCCUAAGGGGGUCGAUAUUGUAAAUGGUGGAAUUCCAAUAUUUGUCAACCUACCUGGUGGCGGGGUUCUAAACGCUGAGAAGAGUCAAGAUGGCGUAAAUAAAAAAGUUUAUAAUUUAAAGGAACACAGGAUUCCAACCGUUCGACAUAUUCAAGAUAACGGAAUGCCAAUUUUAGCAAUUCCAAAGGAUGUCCAUAUACAACAUGAUCUGAUCUCAAACGGUGGCGGGAUUCAGGGCAAUAAAAAUCCAAAUACUAGCAAAUCUCAAAAUGGUGAAGUUCUAAAGUUUGGCAAUAUUCAAGAUGGUUUGAUUCAAGAAAAUGACCAAAUACAAGAUGAUGGAAUUCCCAAACUUAGAGGAAUUCAAAAUAACGGCAUUCCAAAUGGCAGAAUUCAAGAUGGCGGAAAUAGGGAAAGUAUCAAAAGUAUUAAAAUUCAAGAUGUGAGAAUCUCCAACGUUGGCAAUAUUGACAAUGUCAGAAUUACAAAGGCUGACAUUAUUCAAGGUGGGGAUAAUAGAAAAGAAAGUAUUGAAUAUGUAAAGUAUACUCAUUUAAAAGUUGAUCAAAUACCAAAUGUUGAAAAGCGUGAUGAUGGUAGAAUUCAAAAUCACUUAAAUAUGAAUAGAAAUAUGGGUUUAAGGAAUGACACAGUUCAAAUCCUCAACUCACCGUUUGAAUUAAAGAAUUUAAAUGAAAACAAGGGAGAUAAUUUUGUGAAACAGCUGAAGAUAAAUACGACAGUCAGUGAUCUCAAUGGUCCAGGUUCACUUGGUAAAGCUGUAAUAGUUGACGAAACUGGGUUAUCUCCCUUACAGAAAUCUCUCUAUGAUGAGGGAUGGAAGAGAAAUAAUUUUAACCAGUAUGCAAGUGAUAUGAUUUCAACCAGACGGACUUUACCAGAUCCUAGAGACGAUGAGUGUAAAUCUAUAGUAUACAAGGAAAAUCUACCUGAUACAAGUGUUAUUAUAUGUUUUGUAGAUGAAGGGUGGAGUACGUUACUUCGAACUGUUCACUCAGUUCUUGACCGUUCGCCGGCACAUUUAAUACGAGAAGUUAUUUUAGUAGAUGAUUUCUCGAGCUUUGAACAUCUGAAGCUGCCUCUAGAGAAAUAUUUUACUGGUUAUGAAAAAGUGAAAAUAGUUAGAACUAGUAAAAGAGAGGGUCUGGUACGAGCGAGAAUAUUUGGUUAUGAACAUGCUGUUGGUGACGUCAUUACUUAUCUGGAUUCUCAUUGUGAAUGUGCUGAAGGAUGGUUGGAGCCUCUACUCUCGAGAGUUGCUGAAAAUAGAAACUACGUCGUUUGGCCAUUAAUAGAUGAAAUAGAGAAAACAACCUUCGAGUUUCGGUAUUCUACGAUUUCGGCCGGUAUUCAAGUUGGUCGCUUUAAUUGGAACAUGGAGUUUAGAUGGAUGUAUAUGCCAGAUUAUAUCAGUAACAAAAGAAAAACGAAAACAGACCCAGUGGCGUCACCGACAAUGGCUGGAGGCUUGUUUUCGAUAGAUCGUGGCUAUUUUAAAGAGAUCGGGUUGUAUGAUACUGGUAUGAACAUUUGGGGAGGAGAAAACUUGGAGAUAUCAUUUAGAAUCUGGAUGUGUGGUGGGCGUUUAGAGAUAAUGCCGUGUUCACAUGUGGGUCACGUGUUCAGGGAUAAUCUUCCUUAUAAAUAUACUUCGGAUGAUGUGCAGAUUAACACGGUACGAAUGGUAGAAGUCUGGCUAGAUGAAUAUAAACAGUUCUAUUAUGAACGAGGGAGAAGACGAAAAAAGUUUGAUAUUGGUGACGUCAGUGACAGGAUUAAUCUCAGGGAGAUAUUACAAUGUAAAAGUUUUGAGUGGUAUUUAGAUAAUGUUUACCCGGAUGUGUUUCGUCCUUCUAAAGCUUUAAGACGAGGACAAAUACGUAAUAACUCAACCAGAUUGUUUGUUUUCUAG
This is a messenger RNA of Patella vulgata (common limpet), 3856 nucleotides long. RefSeq lists its product as uncharacterized. The transcript has 9 exons. Lineage: Eukaryota; Metazoa; Mollusca; Gastropoda; Patellidae. Gene Ontology annotation, cellular component: Golgi apparatus. Bases 1052 to 3856 code for a protein of 934 amino acids. The record is from RefSeq and is a predicted model, not a curated record.